This is a messenger RNA of Adelges cooleyi (spruce gall adelgid), 1435 nucleotides long. RefSeq names its product aminoacylase-1-like. Gene Ontology annotation, molecular function: aminoacylase activity. The record is from RefSeq and is a predicted model, not a curated record. Gene Ontology annotation, biological process: amino acid metabolic process. NCBI's taxonomy places the organism in Eukaryota, Metazoa, Arthropoda, Insecta, Hemiptera, Adelgidae. Gene Ontology annotation, cellular component: cytoplasm. The transcript has 8 exons. Bases 154 to 1350 code for a protein of 398 amino acids.
UAUAUAUUAAUUAUAAUAUAUAAAAAGGCAUAAAUUAUGUAUUUUAUUAAAUACCCAAUUGUCAACACACACUUAGUUGUCAAGUAAAAUUAUUGUGACUAAACCAUUCAAUUAUUGUUGAGUAACAAUUACAAAAAAAGUCCAUACGAUAAAAUGGCCGAGAAUACAACUGAAAAUGAAUCCGUCACACUCUUCAGGGAGUAUUUACGUAUACCAUCUGUUCAGCCAAACGUCAAUUACAGCGAUAGUGUUAAGUUUUUUAAGGGCCAAGCUGAAAAAUUGGGUCUUCCGAUUAAAGUCCACUACAUGAGUCCAAACACACCAAUUGUAGUUAUUACGUUAUCCGGAAAACAACCGGAACUACCAUCAGUACUGCUUAGUUCUCACAUGGAUGUAGUUCCAGUGUAUCCGAAAUGUUGGAAACACGACCCUUUUUCAGCAUACAAAGACGAAACUGGAAACAUAUAUGCUAGAGGUGCACAAGAUAUGAAAUGUGUGAGCAUUCAAUAUAUAGAGACAAUUAAGAAAUAUUUGCAAGAGAAAUUGAAUUUUAAAAGAACCAUACACUUGUGUUUUACGCCAGAUGAAGAAACGGGAAGUCUUUUUGGAAUUCGUAAAUUUAUCAAAACUUCCGAGUUUGCUGAAAUGAAUAUUGGCUUUGUUUUGGACGAAGGAAAAGCUACACCUAAUGAAGUAUUCAAUGUGUUUUAUGGAGAAAGGACUAUUUGGGGUUUAACUAUCACUUGUACUGGAACAACUGGUCAUGGAUCAAUAUUAUACGAGAGUACAGCUGGUGAAAAACUACAGUACAUCAUCAAUAAAUUUAUGAAUUGGAGAGAACGUGAAAAGACUAGACUAAGAAAUACAAACUUAGAGCCAGGAGACGUGACGUCUGUUAACCUAACUAAAAUUAACGGAGGAUGUCAGUUCAAUGUACUUCCUCCGGAAAUAUCUGUCUCAUUUGAUAUUCGUUUAGCGGUCGAAGAAGACCCAAAAGAAAUGGAGGAAGUUGUUAAAAGUUGGUGUAUUGAAGCUGGUGAAGGCGUUAGCGUUGAGUUUAAAAAAGAUCCGAUACGCGUUCCCCCAACCAAAAUAUGCGACAACAAUCUUUGGUGGGCCGCAUUUAAAAGGGAAUGCAACAAUAUGAAGUUAAAAAUCAAUCCUUGCAUAUUUACUGGAGCAACAGAUAGCAGAUUUAUAAGAAACGUGGGAAUACCAGCUCUGGGCUUUUCCCCUAUGAAUCAUACUACACCAUUAGCUCACGAUCAUAAUGAAUUUCUCAAUGAGAAUAUAUUCAUAAAAGGUUUGGACAUUUAUUAUAAUAUAAUCAAAGCGUUGGCAUCAGUUUGAUAUUAUACUAACUCACAGCAAUAAUAAUUGUAUAAAAUUAUAUGUAUUAAUUUAAAAAAAAAAAUCCAUGCAAAAAUACACGUAG